AAUGAAUGCCAGUCUGGGAAUCCCAUAUGUGAUUGAAUGCGAUAGUGAGGGGGCGGAGCCCUGGGCCUGAUGAUAAGGGUUGACUGCCGUCUCCCCUCUGUCAGAUAGCAAAGACGCCCCCAGUCCCUUGUAACCCUCUCAGGCCUAGGGCCCCUCCUGAGCUCCAUAACAGGCCACCCAGUUGGGCCGACCCUUAAGGCAGCCUGGGCCCACGCCAGCCGGUAGACCCUCGAAGUGUGACCUCUGACCCCUGGCGUUCCUCUUGGAGCCGGCCCCCGGUGUGGGCUGAGGGGGCGGCCAUGGAGCUGGGCAGCUGCUUCAAGACCUACGAGGACUUCAAGGAGUGCUUCAGCGCCUACAAAAAGGAGAACAGGUGCUCCUUCAUCCUCAGGGACUGCGUCUCCGUCCGCUUCCACAACCUCAACCACGGCACGUCUAUCCGCGAGGACAUCCUAUAUGUGCAGGUGAAAUUUGUCUGUAUUCGGACCCAGUCAAACAGGAAGAGAACACCAGAGGAAGACAUGUGCCCAGCGUAUUUGCUCCUGCGGUAUAAUGAGAAACUGGAUAGACUAUUUAUCAGUGAACUCAACACCCAGCAUAUACAUGUUGACUCUAAAACUGAGGGUCCUGGAGGAGACGCCACUGGUAAAUCUCAAAAGACAAUGUGCCUGCAGAAACCCCAGCCUGCACAGCCCACAGGCAAGAAGGACCUUGACACAGCUGAGAAGUCCCUGGUUGAACCAUCAUUUUGCUUAGAUAAGGUCCAAGCACCCUCAAAGCAAGAGCAAGAGAGCAUCACUCCUUCUGACCUGGCCAAGAUAGCAAAAGUGAUGAAGAACUUUCUUAAGGUGGAUGAAGGUUCCAUGGCCUCCUUCAGUGUGGGCAAUAGCCAAGACCUGGACCGGCUCAGCUUCCAGAGCAGCAAGAUGAGCAACCUGUUCAUCCGUUUCCCAGAGAAUCUCUUGCUGCACCGGGUGGAGAAUGCUCAGGGCCACAUCCUCUAUGCUUUCUUGGUGGAGAACAAGGAACGAGAGAGUCGAGUGGUCCACUUUGCUGUGCUCAAGGCUGAGACAGCCACCUCCGUGGCCAAGAUGCUGAGUAUUUUCACAGAGUUCAACUCAGAUUGGCCCAAGGUCAAGGUGGUCUUUGUGGACCCGUCCUUCCCUCAUCGAGCCAUCCUGCAGGAGAUCUUCCCUGCUGCUCGCAUCCUUCUUUCUAUCUACCACACAACCCGUCUCUUAGAGAAGAAGUUGCAUCGUAGUUCAGCACAUCCAUCCUUUAAAAGGCUUAUGAAGGAAGCCCUGCGGGAGGCUGUGUUUGUCACUUCUGAUGCCAACCUGCAAAAUCUCUGUCAGAUGUCCCAAGCCCUACUAGAUGGGGAGCUCUUCAGUUUCCUGCAGGCGCACUGGUUCUCCUGUGAACUGCUGUGGUACAUGCAUGUCAGGAAGGGCCUGCACGCAUGUAACACCUAUAUGGACAGCCUAGACGUUGUCACCAGCAAGGUGUCAAGCCUCUUUCAAGAACAGCAGUCCCUGCUGGACUGCAUCCUCCGCUUUGUGGAUUACAUAGACUUCUUUAAUACCAAAGGCUUGAAGAACUUGCCCAUGGCUCCUCCCAAGUUAAAGAGAGCCCGGCCAGCAAGCACACCACCAAAGUCCAAGAAGGCUUUUGGAAUUUGUGGAGGGAGCCUUACCAGGCUUCUUGUGGAUGAGAGAAAGCCAGACCCACAGCUGUUGCAGCAGCAGCCACAGGUGCAGCCCUCCCGGGGUGGCAUGCUAGACACCUUGCACCAGAGUGGCUCUGAACUGGCCUAUAAGCUGUGCCACAAUGAGUGGGAGGUGGUGCAGAACUCCACCCACCUGGUGGACAUGGCUGGCUCCUCAGUGGAUGUUCAGCUGCUAGAGGACUCUCACCAGGUUAGCAAAGAUGGCUGUAGCUGUAGCUGUUCCUUUCAGCAGUGGUACCACCUGCCAUGCCGGCACAUUUUGGCCCUGUUGCACACCAGCCAGAAGCCCGUGGGAGAAGCCAUGGUGUGCCGUCGGUGGCAGAAAAGGUACCAGCACCUCCUCGGGCCUAGUGGGGAACUCCGGGACCCUGUUGUGGUCCCAAACACAGGCCAACCUGGGAAGCAAGGACGGAAUGACAUGAUUCAGGACCUAAGCAGGGAGCUAGCAAACCUGCUAAUGCAGAGUGAGGGGCCGGAGCUGGAGGAGCGCUGUUCUACCCUGCGCAAGAUUGUGGACAUCUGGGCUGACCCGUGCCAGCAGCCUGAGCCCAAUCACCAGCCUGCGGACUUCAAGGAUGUGGGCCGCCUCCCUUUCCUCUGGGGAGAGCAGGAGGAAGGGGAGAGACUCCCUCCUGCGAGAGCCACGAUUCAUGAUUAAAACACUUGCACUGGCGCACUGGACCACAAACCCCUCUCCUUGGAAGUCGGAGAGCUCAAAGUGGGCAGGACAUGCCAGAGGUCAGCAUUUUAACCUGUGUCUUCCUAGGUAGGGCUAGGAAGAUUGUUACAAUAGGGAGAAGAGGAGCCCCACUGUGUGACAGUCCUUUGAAUCUGCCCUUUUUCCGCCCUACCUUUGGCAUUCCUUGGGAGCCUCGUUCAUUGUUCAAGGCCAAAGUUAUCUCCAUGCUGAAAGGUCAUCCCUCUUUCUCCUCUGACCCCUGAGAUCAGAUCUUAUUCUCUUUAUAGAGAUGAACCCCUGCCCUGGGAUAGGGUGAGACCAUUUAAAAUGGACCUGGUGAAAGGGCCUGUUUUCGGAGACAAAGGGAAGGAGGGUGAUCCUUGGCUGUUGCUGCUCUUUACAAAGAAUCUGUUAUUUGUA
Messenger RNA from Equus quagga, 2825 nucleotides. RefSeq names its product zinc finger SWIM-type containing 3 (gene ZSWIM3). NCBI's taxonomy places the organism in Eukaryota, Metazoa, Chordata, Mammalia, Perissodactyla, Equidae. Bases 300 to 2384 code for a protein of 694 amino acids. The transcript has 2 exons. The record is from RefSeq and is a predicted model, not a curated record. Gene Ontology annotation, molecular function: zinc ion binding.